GUGGACGACGUGUCGUUAGCAUUAUUAAAUCUCAUAGAGGUCGGAGCUUUCUGGGUUUAGUCAGUGACUGAGAUUGAAGCUCUGUAGGAGUCUAGGGUUUAGUUUCGCGAUGGAGGACCCGAAAGAUGACCCGGCCGUGUUUCUGGAUCGCACCUCACGCGCCACCAGAGGGAAGAGGAUGACGAAGUUACUGGAUGAAGAAAUCGAAGAGGACGAGACGUUCUGGAAUCAAGAGGCGCUUAAAGAUGAGGAAGAAGAUGAUAACUAUGAAGCAGAGCCUGAAGUUGCUGAUGUGUUUGAUAGCGAUUUCGAUGAAGAUGAGCCUGACCCGGACGAAGGCGCAGAAGACAAUGAGGGAGAGGAAAGACGGACGAAGAAGCGGUUGAAAUUUCCAGGGAAGCAGCCAAGCAAGAAGAAGAAGAUAAAAGUGCUUUCGAAGAUAGAAGACAGCUCCAAGAAUGAAAAGCCGAAAUCUUCUUCUAAAACUGAACAGCAUCAUCAUGAUGCUCCUGAGGAUGGAGAAGGGGAGAGAAGUGUGAGGAAAUCUACGAGAACUGCAGUGGUUGUUAGGCAAGCUGAGAGAGAGGCAAAUCGUGCUGCUUUGCAAGCAACCAUGAGGCCGAUAAAGAGAAAAAAGGAAGGCGAAGAGAAGAGGAUGAGCCAGGAAGAGAUGCUUCUGGAAGCUGCUCAAACAGAAAUUAUCAACUUGAGGAAUUUGGAACGUGUUCUAGCAAGGGAGGAAGAAGUUAAGAAGCGAGCAAUUGUGCAUAAGGCUGUCUAUACUGGUCCACAACUACGUUAUUUUUCAAAAGAUGGUAACUCAUAUCUGGAAUUCAGCAGAGGGUUAUCGUUCCAUUCUGAUCUCGCUACAACAUCUGCUCCCUAUCCUGAGAAAGCUGUCUGUGCAGUUACUGGCUUACCUGCCAAGUACCGCGAUCCAAAGACAGGGCUACCUUAUGCAACAAAGGAAGCUUUUAAAAUUAUUCGGCAACGCUUUCUACAAGAAAGUGGUGCGGUUAGGAAAGAGAUGGACCUGGGUGAUUUGUAUGAUUCAAUUUCUGGGAAAGGUUUUUCAGCAAGGCAGAAGAGAUCGGUGGUGUCAAAUAAAAGUGAGGUGUCAUAUCCUCGAUACUUUGCACGUUUCCGCAGGGCUUCAGCUCUUGAAAGUGUAUCCUCUGAAGAGUGAUGUUGAAUCUGAGACUGCACGUUCUCAAAGUUCUUUAUGUCGGAUCCUUUAGAAAAUGUUUUACCACCUAAUUGGCUAUGUGCAAGGCAAGACUGACCAUCUUGAAGAAGGCUUGCGGACUAGAAUCACAAGUUAUUUGUAAGUAUGUCCAUGUUGGCUCUAGUAAAAUGUCAGUUUGGAAUAUAUAAUACUUCAGGAAUCAUAUUAUUUACUAUGGCAGUAGGGUGGCAUGGCUAGAGACUUACAAAUGCUUCUGAGCGCUCUUGUCUAACUAUGAUGAAGAACCAGUGACUUGCAACGGGAAGCAUUCAAAUGCUUAUUCUGAGUUGGUGUUCACUUCAAAUAAAAAGGAGAGUUGUACUUCAGAAAGCAUGGGUGUUGGUUAGCUGAAUCCUUUAGCCAGUGCGUUUUGUAUCUGAAAGUAAUCGCUAGAUGUUUAGUAAAUUUUGUUGCUGAUAUGUGCUAUUUUAUCAAGUUUUGGCUCUGUAUACAUAUAGUUUGGUUAUUUCAGUAAAACAAACAGAAACUUUAUGAUUAUUCAUUUAA
Molecule: messenger RNA, 1732 nt
Organism: Rosa chinensis
Lineage: Eukaryota; Viridiplantae; Streptophyta; Magnoliopsida; Rosales; Rosaceae
Product: SWR1 complex subunit 2
Exons: 11
Coding region: 110-1186 (358 amino acids)
Biological process (GO): chromatin remodeling; regulation of DNA-templated transcription
Cellular component (GO): nucleus
Molecular function (GO): ATP-dependent H2AZ histone chaperone activity
Source: RefSeq, a predicted model, not a curated record